AUGAAGCUUGGCUUCGACUCGAACGUCGUCGCCACCAUGUCACAAUUCCAACUCGAACAAUCCUCUGUGAUCAAGACGGCACCACCGGGCCGUCAGCUCGAAUUUUCGCCCAAGAAUGAACCGAUCGAUCUGGCGCCGUUGACGCAAUCAAAUCUGCAGGACCUGUCGAAAAUGCAACCGAUCGACCUGAACUACUACAACACGAACUAUCAGCGAGCCUACGAAUAUGCGGCAAUCGGUCUCGGCGGGCAUAAUCAGUCCUCACUAAUACCGGCUCCAUCCACUGCAGGUCAACUCUACUAUGGUUUCCCGAACGGUGUUGUACAACAGGACUGGGGUCGACCUAUGGACACCUACACGGCUUAUCCCCGAGCCACCACUUUGCAGUACAAUCCGCAAGACGCCAGCGGCACGACGACGGCUGCUCAAGAGCAGCGAAGCGUCUACAAAAGCGUCGACAUGCCAAGUCCGGUUGAUUCAGGCAUUGGAGCCGAUUUGUCGAUGAUCACCGGCACCAAAGAAGAAUUCUUUCAAACCGACACGAUGCUUGAUCGAUCCGCCGAACGAGCGCUCAGUCACCGAGAUUCGCCGGUAGUGAUACCGAAAUUACAUAACCCGCUAGGUUUUCAAUAUGUACUGGAGGCACCGAUUUCGACUUCAGUACGAAAAGAAGAUGACCGAAUGACGUACGUCAACAAAGGCCAAUUCUAUACCGUAUCACUCGACUAUAUUCCCGAUAUCAACAAGCCGUUGAAGAGCGUCACCGUUAAGAGUCAAUUAAUGAUCGUAUUUCGAGAGGACAAGACCUAUGAGGAAGAGAUCAAGACGUGGCAAUUCUGGCAUAGCCGUCAGCAUUCGGCCAAACAACGAAUACUUGAGGUGGACAGCAAGAACAGUUCCGGUAUGAUCGGCCAAAUCGAGGAAAUCGCUCAUAACGCCGUUCAAUUCUACUGGAAUCCGUCCGAAAACGGUGUCAAGAUCAGCAUCGCCACCCAAUGCCUCUCGACGGAUUUCUCGAAUCAGAAAGGUGUCAAGGGUUUGCCGCUCCACGUCCAAAUCGACACCUACGACGGUGACAACGACAAACAACCCUUCCAUCGGGGUUACUGCCAGAUCAAAGUGUUCUGUGACAAGGGAGCUAAUCGGAAAAUGCUCCAUGAAAAUAGACGAGACGAGAAGAGACGCAUUCAAGGCGCCUUAUCUGGCCGAAAGAAGACUGACGGUGAAUAUCAUGAGCCAUGUGAACGAUCCGAGUUCUACCAUAUGCGAGAGUUGGAUAAGCCGGCUGCUUUGUUUAUCGCCCCAGACGAAUACGAUUCACGGUAUCUCGACGGCACAUCGAUCGGCUAUGACGGUCUCUCAGAUAUGGAACCGGUCGCGAAACGACCGAGACCUUCCGAGCGGAUAAUGCUCUACGUCAGAAAACGAGAUGAUCAGAUCUACACUCCACUACACGUCAUACCGCCUUCCUUGGAUGGCUUAGCACAAGCAGUUGCCCACAAAUUCGGGAUCGAUUCUCAAAAAAUCAGCGGUCUCUAUAAACGAUGUGCCAAAGGUGUUACGGUGAAGAUGGACGACGACAUGCUUCGACAUUACUGUAACGAGGACACGUUCAUCUUGGAUGUGGAAGCCGCCCCGGAAGACUCCACCUGCUUUGCCGCCACUCUUGUCGAAAUUAUGCCGCCACAGUAUCAGUCGAGUUCCGGUUAG
Ostertagia ostertagi is the source of this 1710-nucleotide messenger RNA. Lineage: Eukaryota; Metazoa; Nematoda; Chromadorea; Rhabditida; Trichostrongylidae. The record is from the annotation of a GenBank genome assembly.